Ipomoea triloba (trilobed morning glory) is the source of this 12812-nucleotide messenger RNA. RefSeq lists its product as uncharacterized. Bases 142 to 12459 code for a protein of 4105 amino acids. NCBI's taxonomy places the organism in Eukaryota, Viridiplantae, Streptophyta, Magnoliopsida, Solanales, Convolvulaceae. The record is from RefSeq and is a predicted model, not a curated record. The transcript has 64 exons.
UAUGCUUACAGUCUUGACCAACCUCCUCGCCAUACAUGCACAUUAGAGUUUUCUCAUUUCAAUGGCAGUUUCUGAAGAGCGACCACCUUUCUCCUCGGUGAUCAAGUCGUAAAACGCCCUGAAGGAUCACAUUUGUUCACCAUGUUCGAAGCACAUGUUCUACAUUUGCUUCGAAGAUAUCUGGGUGAAUAUGUCCAUGGACUAUCAGCAGAGGCAUUGCGAAUUAGUGUGUGGAAAGGUGAUGUGGUUCUCAAAGACUUGAAGUUAAAGGCAGAGGCACUGAACUCAUUGAAACUACCAGUCACUGUCAAAGCUGGUUUUGUUGGCACUAUAACUCUAAAGGUUCCAUGGAAAGGCCUUGGGAAGGAGCCUGUUAUUGUUCUCAUUGAUAGAGUUUUUAUUCUUGCUCAUCCUGCUAUUGUUGGUAGGUCUCUUAAGGAAGAGGACCGGGAGAAACUCUUUGAGGCCAAACUACAACAAAUCGAGGAAGCAGAAUCGGCCACCCUUGAAGCGCUAUCAAGGUCAAAGCUCGGAGGAAAUCCAGCUGCUGGAAAUUCCUGGCUGGGAUCAUUAAUUGCAACUAUAAUUGGAAACCUCAAAAUCACAAUUAGCAAUGUUCAUGUCAGAUAUGAGGAUUCUGUCAGCAAUCUCGGGCAUCCAUUCUCUUGUGGUGUUACUCUUGCAAAGCUUGCUGCAGUUACGAUGGAUGAGAAAGGCAAUGAAACAUUUGAUACAAGCGGUGCUUUAGAUAGAUUACGCAAGUUGGUUCAACUUGAAAGGCUUGCUGUGUACCAUGAUACAAACAGUGACCCCUGGAAGUUUGAUAAGAAAUGGGAGGAUCUUACUCCUGUAGAAUGGAUUGAGAUCUUUGAAAAUGGCAUUAAUGAAUCAAUGAAGAACAAUACAACUGUGUCUGCAUGGGCUAGGGAGCGUAAUUACUUGGUAUCUCCAGUCAAUGGAGUCCUUAAGUAUCAUCGUUUGGGGAACCAAGAAAGAAAUGAUACUAAUGUUCCUUAUGAGCAGGCUUCCCUGAUUGUCAGUGAUGUUUCUUUGAUGGCUACAGAGUCACAGUAUCAUGACUGGAUCAGACUUGUGGAGGCUAUUGCAAAAUAUAAGGCAUAUGUAGAAGUAUCUCAUUUAAGACCAAUGAUUCCAGUUUUUGAGAGACCUAGUUUAUGGUGGCGUUAUGCUGCCCAAGCUGGAUUGCAGCAGAAGAAAAUGUGUUAUAGAUUCUCUUGGGAUCAAAUUCAGUAUCUGUGUAAUUUGCGCCGGCGUUAUGUACAGUUGUAUGCUGAAUCAUUGCAACAGCUGUCUCAUGUUGAUAACUCCAAGUUAAGAAGCAUUGAGAAGGAUCUUGAUCCAAAGGUCAUUCUAUUGUGGAGGUUCCUUGCCCAUGCAAAAGUGGAAUCUGUCAAAUCAAAGGAAGCAGCUGAACAAAGACAUCUUAGAAACAGAAGCUGGUUUUCAUUUACAUGGCGGGCUUCUUCUGAAGAUGUCUCAGCUGGGGAGACUUCUGAGGAAUCAAAAUCUGUAGAGGAUAGAUUGACCAAGGAGGAAUGGCAAGCUAUCAAUAAAUUGCUCAGUUACCAGCCAGAUGAGGAUGUGACACUGCAACAUGGAAAGGAGAUGCAAAAUACGAUAAACUAUUUGAUCAAUGUUUCUAUUGGUAGGGCAGCAGCAACGAUUAUCAAUGUUGAUCAGACAGAAAUUCUUUGUGGCAGAUUUGAAAAUCUUAAUGUGUCGACUAAGUUAAAGCAUCGAACCAUACACUGUGACGUCUCAUUAAAGUUUUAUGGACUGUCUGCUCCUGAGGGUUCGCUUGCUCAGAGUGUCUGUAGUGAGCGAAAAGUGAAUGCAUUAGAAGCUAGUUUUGUGCAUUCACCAUCUGGAGAAAAUGUUGAUUGGAGGCUAUCUGCAAGAAUUUCUCCCUCUCAUGUCACAGUUUUCAUGGAAAGUUAUGAUCGGUUCUUAGACUUUGUAAAGCGGAGCAAUGCAAUUAGCCCAGCUGUUGCACUAGAAACUGCAACUGUGCUCCAGAAUAAAAUUGAAAAAAUGACUCGGAGAGCUCAGGAGCAAUUUCAAAUGGUAUUGGAAGAGCAGAGCAGAUUUGCUCUUGAUAUCGACCUGGAUGCUCCAAAAGUUAGAGUUCCUAUGAGAUCACAUCUCUCCUCUAAAUGUGAUAGCCAUCUCCUUUUGGACUUUGGCCAUUUUACUUUGCAAACGAAGGAGGAUGGCCAAUCCCAAGACCAGGGACAAAGUUUGUAUUCUCGUUUUUUUAUCUCAGGAAGAGAUAUAGCAGCAUUUUUUACAGAUUGUGGUUCAGAUAAUCAGACCUGCUCUUUGGCAUGUCAACCUUCUGAUUCUCCAAGUUUGGAAGAUGCCAAUAAUGUAUAUUUUCUUGUUGAUAGAUGUGGAAUGGCUGUAAUUGUAGAUCAGAUUAAAAUUCCCCAUCCCAGCCAUCCUUCAACACGUGUCUCUGUUCAAGUUCCAACUAUUGGAGUUCACUUUUCACCUGCCAGACUUUGCAGAUUGAUGGAAUUGUUAAAGAUACUCUAUCAUACAAUUCCAGAUGCUGAACAGCUUCCUACUGUUGAAAAUACUGAAGCUGAACUUUCUCCCUGGCAUUCACCAGAUCUAGCAACUGAUGCUCGGAUCCUUGUAUGGAAGGGGAUUGGGUACUCUGUUGCUGCCUGGCAAUCAUGUUAUCUUGUGCUAUCGGGAUUGUAUCUUUAUGUCUUAGAGUCUGAGGGGUCCCGUACUUACCAAAGAUGCUCAAGCAUGGCUGGUAAACAAGUGCUUGAAGUUCCCCUGACAAAUGUUGGGGGUUCCGCUUCCUGUAUUGCUGUUAGUGCCAGGGGCAUGGAUCUACAGGAGGCCUUGGAGUCAUUUAGCACACUGAUAAUAGAGUUUCAAGAUGAAGAGGAGAAAACUACUUGGUUGAGAACACUUGUACAAGCUACCUAUCGAGCUUCUGCUCCUCCAUCAGUUAGUAUACUUGGAGAACUAAAUGAUGAUGCAUUAGAACUUGCUGAGGCUCGUGCUAUAAAUACAAAGAUGGCUGAACUUGUUGUUAAUGGAACAUUAGUAGAGAUGAAGCUAUCAUUGUAUGGGAAGACAGGAGAUGAGAUAGAAGAUAGAGAUGACGAGACACUAAUCCUUGAGGUUCUUGCAGCUGGUGGAAAGGUGCAUGUUUCACAAUGUAGUGGUGACCUAACAGUAAAGGUGAAAUUGCACUCACUGAAAAUUAAGGACGAACUUCAAUAUUCUUCAUCUUCAAGUCCGCAAUACUUGGCCUGCUCUGUUCUGACAGACAACUCUGCAAUUACCUCACCUGAUACAAUUGAAUCUCAUGGCAAAGAGAUGGCUUUCAUGACAAGGGAAGAGGAUGAUGAAUUCACGGAUGCCUUACAAGAUUUCUUAUCAUUGCCUGAUAAUGGCGAAGCCGUUACCCCGGAGAAGGAUUCAAUGAAGGGAAGAAGUGCCUUUGGUGAUGUAUUCUACGAAACAGAGGGCUCCGAUGACUCUGAUUUCGUCUCUCUUUCAUACUUAACACGACAUCCUAGCUCUCCUGACUAUGAUGGUAUAGAUACACAGAUGAGUAUUAGUAUGUCCAAGUUGGAAUUCUUUUGCAACAGACCUACUCUUGUUGCUUUGAUCAAUCUUGCCGUUGAUAUGAGUUCUAAAGGUAGUGAAGUUACUGGUAAAAACGUCACAAAAGAUCCCGAUAAUGAAUCCUCUAUGAAUAAAGAGAAGAUAGAAGAUCAUGGGCAUAAAUAUGUCAGAGGUUUGCUGGGAUAUGGAAAAGGUCGUGUUGUAUUUAAUUUGAACAUGAAUGUUGACAGUGUUGCAGUUUUCCUUAAUAAAGAGGAUGGUUCUCAGCUUGCAAUGUUGGUGCAAGAAAGUUUUCUGCUUGAUGUUAAGGUUCAUCCUAGUUCAACUUCAAUAGAAGGCACUCUAGGAAACUUCCGACUUUGUGAUCUGACACUAGGGUCAAAUCAGCGAUGGGGAUGGCUUUGUGAUAUACGCAAUCAAGAGUCGGAAUCACUUAUUCAGUUUGCAUUUAACUCUCACAAUUCCGAAGAUGAUGAUUAUGAAGGGUAUGAUUAUAGCUUACGUGGCCGACUUUCAGCAGUUCGAAUUGUUUUCCUGUAUAGAUUUGUUCAAGAGAUUACUGCAUAUUUUAUGGGGCUUGCCGCUCCACAUACUGAGGAAGCUAUUAAGCUCGUUGAUAAAGUUGGAGGGAUUGAGUGGUUGAUAGAAAAAUAUGAGAUUGAUGGAGCCUCUGCAGUAAAGCUGGAUCUUUCACUGGACACUCCUCUAAUAAUUGUACCAAGGAAUUCCACAAGCGAAGAGUUCAUGCAACUUGAUCUUGGCCAUCUUCGAAUUGAAAAUGAAGUUAGCUGGAUUGGAUCUCCUGAAAAAGAUCCUUCUGCAGUCCAUGUUGAUGUUCUUGAUGCUGAGAUUCUAGGUAUUAAUAUGGCUGUUGGAAUUAAUGGAUGUAUUGGCAAACCAAUGAUACGUGAAGGCAGAGACAUUCAUGUUUAUGUGCGCCGCAGUCUACGGGAUGUGUUCCGAAAGGUCCCUACAUUUGCAUUGGAAGUUAAGAUUGGCUUGCUACAUGCUGUGAUGUCAGCUAAGGAAUACAAUGUUAUUCUAGAUUGUAUCAGCAUGAACUUCUCUGAGCCACCUAGACUUCCACCUGUUUUCCGUAGCAACAAAUCUACUUCAAAAGAUACAAUACGGUUGCUAGCUGAUAAAAUGAACAUGAAUAGUCAAAUACUCCUGUCACGGACAGUUACUAUAAUGGCUGUUGAAGUGGGUUAUGUCUUGCUGGAGUUAUGCAAUGGCGUCCAUGAGGAAUCACAUUUAGCUCAUGUUGCUCUUGAAGGCCUUUGGGUGUCAUACCGCAUGACUUCUUUGUCUGAAGCUGAUCUUUAUGUUACAAUCCCCAUGUUCUCUAUUUUAGAUAUUCGCCUUGAUACAAAACCUGAAAUGCGUCUGAUGCUUGGAUCAUGCACUGAUGUUCAUAAACAGAUGUCACCUGAUGUGCAUGUUGAGCUUCCAACCUCAACAAUGUUUUUGAUGGAUUGUCGAUGGCGAAUGUCAUCAAAAUCAUUUGUUGUUCGGAUUCAGCAGCCUCGUAUUCUAGUUGUUCCUGAUUUCUUACUUGCUGUCUGUGAGUAUUUUGUUCCAUCUUUGGGAACAAUAACUGGUCGGGAAGAAAUGAUGGAUCCUAAAAAUGAUCCAAUUGUAAAGAACAGCAGCAUAGUUCUGUCUGCUCCAUUUUACAAACAGACAGAAGAUAUAGUGCACUUAUCCCCUAGUAGGCAGUUAGUAGCUGAUGCUGUAGGUAUUGAUGAAUACACAUAUGAUGGUUGCGGAAAAACCAUUCGCCUCACCAAUGAGGAGGUGAAAGAAUUCCAUUCUUCCGAAGCUAAAUAUAUUAUCAUUGUUGGAAGGGGCAAGAGGUUGAGAUUUGUGAAUGUGAAAUUUGAGAAUGGCUUGCUAUUAAUGAGGUAUACAUAUUUAAGCAAUGAUAGCAGCUACUCUGUGUCCCAAGAAGAUGGUGUUGAAAUUUUGCUGGUAGAGAGUGAUAUUAAUAGUAGUGAGAAUAGUCCCAAGAACAUGGAUGAAUUUUUCUAUACUUCUGAUGCUUCAGACGCUGUCCAGAGUGGGGCAAGCGAGGUGCAAAGCUAUAGUUUUGAAGCGCAGGUUGUUUCUCCUGAAUUCACUUUUUAUGACAGUAGCAAGUCAUCAUUUGACAAUUCAUCGUGUGGUGAAAAGCUUCUUCGAGCAAAAGUGGACUUUAGCUUCAUGUAUGCUGCAAAGGAAAAUGAUAGAUGGAUUCGGGGUCUCUUGAAGGAUCUCACUGUUGAGGCUGGUUCUGGGCUCAUCAUUCUUGAUCCAGUGGACAUUUCUGGUGGAUAUACCUCUGUCAAGGACAAGACAAAUAUAUCUUUAAUCUCCACAGAUAUAUAUGCCCAUCUCUCUCUAGGUGUUAUCUCCCUUUUACUCAAUUUGCAAAUUCAGUUAGCAACAACACUACAAUUUGGAAAUGCCGAUCCUCUUUCCCCUUGUACUCAUUUUGAUCGCAUUUGGGUGUCUCCUAAAGAAAAUGGGCUCCUUAACAAUAUUACGUUUUGGAGGCCUAGAGCUCCUCCAAACUAUGUCAUCCUGGGAGACUGUGUGACCUCAAGGCCAAAUCCUCCUUCUCAAGCUGUUGUGGCCAUUAGCAAUACAUAUGGGCGUGUGCGUAAGCCUCUUGGUUACAAGCUCAUAGGCAUAUUUUCUGGAAUACAAGGACCAGUUGGGACACAAGUUUGUGCAGGUGCAGAUGAUGAUUGUUCUCUUUGGCUGCCAAUUGCACCACCUGGAUAUGUGGCAGUGGGGUGUGUUGCUCACAUAGGAAGCCAACCGCCUCCAAGUCACAUUGUUCAUUGCAUACGUCUUGAUCUUGUAACAUCAACAACAUAUUCGGAAUGCAUAUUCAAUGCUGCUGUGAGUGCUUCAUUUAUAUCUGGGUAUAGCAUAUGGCGCUUGGAUAAUGCUCUUGGGUCAUUUUAUGCACAUCCAUCUACUGAAUAUCCUCCAAAAGACUCCUCUUUUGAUCUGAAUCAUCUUCUCCUUUGGAACUCAAGUUGGUACAAUUCUUCCUCAAUACAUCCUUCCCCUGAUCUUACUUUUGAGCAUGAGCGCAUGCAACCAAAUGCAACUUCAGGAUGGGAUAUCAUCAGAUCAAUUUCUAAAGCAACCUCUUAUUAUAUAUCAACUCCAAAUUUUGAGAGAAUCUGGUGGGACAGGGGUAGUGAUCUUCGACGGCCAGUUUCCAUAUGGAGACCUAUAACACGUCCAGGUUACGCAGUGCUGGGUGACUGCAUAACUGAGGGCCUAGAGCCACCUCCCUUGGGUAUGAUAUUUAAGGCUGACAAUCCUGAAAUUUCAUCAAAUCCUGUGCAAUUUACAAAGGUGGCCAAUAUUGCGGUAAAAGGUCUGGAAGAAGCUUUCUUUUGGUAUCCAGUUGCUCCUCCUGGUUAUGCUACCUUAGGGUGUGUAGUGACACGACAUGAUGAAGCACCUCCUCUAGAAUCUUUCUGCUGUCCAAGGAUGGAUCUUGUGAGUGGAUCUAAUAUUGUUGAGAUUCCAAUCUCAAGAUCAUCAAGCUCCAAGACUUCUCAAUGCUGGAGCAUUUGGAAAGUUGAGAAUCAGGCCUGCACAUUUCUUGCGCGACCUGAUCUGAAAAAGCCUUCAACUAGGCUGGCUUUUGCCAUCGGUGAUUCAGUGAAGCCCAAAACAAGAGACAAUGUGACAGCUGAGAUGAAAAUAAGAUGUUUUUCUAUUACCUUUUUGGACAGCUUAUGUGGAAUGAUGACACCACUUUUUGAUGUCACAAUCACAAAUCUCAAACUUGCAACACAUGGUCGGAUGGAAGCAAUGAAUGCUGUACUCAUUUCUUCAAUAGCUGCAUCAACUUUCAACACACAUCUAGAGGCAUGGGAACCACUUGUAGAGCCAUUUGAUGGAAUAUACAAAUUUGAGACGUAUGAAACAAAUCUUCAUUCACCAUCAAAUCUUGGCAAAAGAAUACGCAUUGCAGCAACCAGUAUCUUAAAUAUAAAUAUUAGUGCAGCAAAUCUUGGCACCUUGGCACAGACUGUCGAUUCUUGGAGGAAACAGAGGGAACUUGAACAAAAAGCCCUCAAGUUACUUGAGGAAGCUCUUGGUCAUGACACAGAUCAUCAGAGUUCAACUUUUUCAGCAUUGGAUGAGGAUGAUUUUCAGACUUUGGUUGUAGAAAAUAAACUUGGAUGUGAUAUGUAUUUGAAAAAAGUGGAAGAGCACUCAGAUGCAGUUGAAUUACUAGCUCCUGAUUCUUCUGCCUCUGUGUGGAUUCCACCUCCAAGGUUUUCUGAUAGAUUAAAUGUUACUGAAGAAUCAAGGGAACAUCGACAUUAUGUUACUGUUCAUAUUGUUGAAGCAAAGUGUUUGCCUGUUGUUGAUGACGGCAAUAGUCAUAACUUCUUCUGUGCGUUACGCUUGGUUGUGGAGAGUCAGGAUACAAGUCAGCAAAAAGUUUUUCCUCAGAGUGCCAGAACCAAAUGUGUGAAACCAUUAAUUGCUAAAAGAAAUGGUCAGGAUGAGGGUAUGGCUAAAUGGAAUGAACUAUUUAUAUUUGAAGUUCCCCGGAAGGGUCUGGCCAAGUUGGAAGUGGAGGUAACAAAUCUUGCUGCAAAGGCUGGAAAAGGUGAAGUUGUGGGUGCAUCUUCAUUUUCAGUUGGACAUGGUUCUGGUGUUUUGAAGAAGAUUGCUUCUGUCAGAAUGCUGCAUUCAACAUCUGAUGCUGAGAAAAUUGUGUGCCAUCCACUGAAAAGAAGGGGUCAGCUGAACAAUGACGCAGAUUCUCGUGGAUGGCUUUUUAUUUCCACCUCAUACUUUGAAAAGAAAACAAUGGUAAACUUCCAAAAUGACAAAAGAGGCAAGGAUGAUAGUGAUGGUGAUAUAGGUUUUUGGGUGGGGCUUAAUGCAUAUGGUCCAUGGGAGAGUAUUCGCUCAUUUCUUCCGCUGUCAGUAAUCACCAAAGAAAUGAAAGAUGACUAUGUAGCUGUAGAGGUUGUUACCAAGAAUGGGAAAAAACAUGCAAUUUUCAGAGGACUUGCUACGGUAACCAAUGAUUCAGAUAUCAAACUGGAAAUUUCAUCAUGUGAUGUGUCCAUGAUUAACCCUCAAGAACACAGAAGAAAGCAAAUUAAGGAGAAGGGAACAAGUGGCAUAAAUGACAUUUUCUUGAGUCCUGGUUCUUCCUCUGUUUUACCUUGGAAAUGCACUUCUAAGGAUUCUAAUCAUUGUUUACAAGUUCGUCCUUGCCUUGAUCAUUCUCAGACUCCUUAUGCAUGGGGCAAUCCUGUUGUCCUGGGCUCUGCCUAUGUACUUGGAAAGGACCAACCUUCAGUUGAGCAAGGCACACUAUCAAGACAAAAUACUUUGAGACAGGGAAACAGGCUACAUGUUUCUCCUUUGAAGCUUAAUCAGCUUGAAAAAAUGGAUCUACUUCUCUGUUGCCCUGAUGCUACUGGUAAACAUUAUUGGCUCUGCAUUGGCACAGAUGCUUCAGUUCUUCACACGGAGCUAAACGCCCCUGUCUAUGAUUGGAAAAUAUCAGUUAGCUCCCCUCUGAAGUUGGAAAAUCGACUUCCUUGUGGAGCUGAGUUCAGAAUUUGGGAAAAACUCAAAGAUGGAAGCAAUGUAGAGCGUCAUCGUGGUUGUCUUUCAUCUCGUGAAAGCAUGCACAUUUAUUCUGCUGAUAUAAGGAAUCCUCUCUAUCUUAUGUUGUUUCUUCAAGGUGGUUGGGUUUUGGAAAAGGAACCUGUUUUGGUUUUGGAUCUUACAAGUAAUAGUCAUGCUUCAUCGUUUUGGAUGGUCCAGCAGCAUAGAAAAAGGACAUUGCGUGUAAGUAUUGAACGUGACAUGGGAGGGACAACUGCUGCUCCCAAAACCAUAAGGUUCUUUGUUCCAUAUUGGAUUAGCAAUGAGUCCUACUUGUCUUUGGCAUAUCGAGUUGUUGAAAUUGAACCAGUGGAAAGUGCAGAUGUAGAUUCACAUGUGCUUUCAAGAACUUCCAAGUCUGCUAGAUUUUCAUCGAGAGGUUCAUCUACUUCGUUUGGCAGGAAGCAGAUAGGUCCUAGAAAAACCAUUCUAGUGCUUGAUAUUAUUGAAGAUACUAGUCCGAUUCCCAGCAUGCUUUCUCCACAAGAUUACGUUGGCCGUGGUGGGGUGGUGCUGUUUUCAUCUCGUAAUGAUGCGUAUCUUUCUUCACGGGUGGGCAUUUCUGUUGCUAUUCAAAACUCUGAAAACUUCAGUCCUGGUAUCUCUCUUCUUGAACUAGAAAAGAAGCAACGAGUUGAUAUCAAGGCCUUUGGUCCAGAUGGGUAUUAUUACAAGCUUUCUGCUGUAUUGCAUAUGACAUCAGACAGGACAAAGGUUGUCCAUUUUCAACCGCACACUUUAUUUAUUAAUAGGCUUGGCUGCAACAUAUGCCUCUGUCAGAGCAAUUCUGAGUUGUGUGAAUGGAUCCAUCCAACUGAUCCUCCAAAACAUUUUGCAUGGCAACAUAAUAAAGUUGAAUUGUUGAAGAUAAGGCUGGAUGGAUACCAAUGGAGUUCACCAUUUAGUGUUGGCUCUGAAGGUUUGAUGUCUAUUUGCCUGAGAAGUGAGACUGGAAGUGACCUAAUACAUGUUAGGGUUGAAGUAAGAAGCAGUUCAAAAGACUCACGCUUUGAAGUAGUAUUCCGACCAAAGUCAUUCUCAAGUCCUUACAGGAUUGAAAAUCGCUCUUUAGUUUUGCCUAUACGUUUUCGACAAUUGGAUGGUGCAAAUGAUGCGUGGAGAGUUAUUCUUCCUAAUGCUUCUGCUUCUUUCUCAUGGGAAGAUCUCGGUCGACAUAGAUUGCUUGAGCUCUUGAUAGAAGGGAAUGAACCUGCUUCUACAAAAAAAUACAAUAUUGAUGAGAUAUCUGAUCAUCAGCCUGUCCAUACAACUGAAAGACCUGAGAAAGCUUUGCGUGUUACUGUCCUAAAAGAGGAGAAAAUGAAUGUUGUUCGAAUCAGUGAUUGGAUGCCAGUAAAUGACAUCCCUACUAAUUUAAGUAGAACUCCUUCAUUGUCACAAAUCUCUGGCAAUUCUCCUUCUCAGCAAUCAAUAUACACCUCAGACUCCGAGUUUCAUGUUAUUGUUGAGGUUGCAGAGCUUGGACUAUCUAUUAUUGAUCAUACGCCAGAAGAAAUAUUAUAUCUGUCCGUGCAGAGUCUUCUGCUAUCUUAUUCAACUGGACUGGGUUCUGGAGUUAGCCGCCUAAAAGUAAGAAUGCACCGGAUUCAGGUUGACAAUCAGUUGCCUUUAAGUCCAAUGCCAGUUCUCUUCCGUCCACAAAGAAUUGAAGAGCACACUGAUUAUAUCUUGAAGUUUUCCUUGACACAGCAGUCUAGUGGAUCACUGGAUUUGUGUGUGUAUCCCUAUAUUGGUUUCCAAGGACCUGAAAAUUCUGCUUUUUUAAUCAACAUUCAUGAACCAAUAAUAUGGCGCCUUCAUGGGAUGAUUCAACAAGCUAACCUUAGUAGGUUAUUUGAUACACAAACUACUUCUGUUUCUGUUGAUCCCAUCAUUCAAAUUGGUGUUUUUAACAUCUCGGAAUUUCGAAUCAAAGUCUCGAUGGUCAUGUCCCCAACACAACGUCCAGUGGGUGUUCUAGGGUUUUGGUCAAGCUUGAUGACUGCACUUGGGAAUACCGAAAAUAUGCCGGUCCGCAUAAAUCAAAGAUUUCUGGAAAAUGUCUUGAUGAAGCGUAGUGUUCUUGUUGGUAAUGCUAUUGCAAACAUUAAAAAGGAUCUACUUAGCCAGCCUCUCCAGUUGCUCUCUGGUGUUGAUAUACUUGGCAAUGCAAGUAGUGCACUCGGACACAUGAGUAAAGGUGUUGCUGCCUUGUCAAUGGAUAAAAAAUUCAUCCAAAGUCGACAAAAACAGGAAAGCAAAGGUGUUGAGGAUUUUGGUGAUGUCAUUAGAGAAGGUGGAGGAGCUCUUGCAAAAGGCCUUUUUCGUGGUGUCACUGGCAUUUUAACUAAGCCCCUUGAGGGAGCAAAAGCUUCAGGGGUUGAGGGUUUUGUUCAGGGUGUUGGAAAAGGAUUAAUUGGUGCUGCUGCUCAACCUGUUAGUGGUGUUUUGGAUCUUUUGUCAAAAACCACAGAAGGUGCCAAUGCUAUGAGAAUGAAAAUAGCGUCAGCUAUUGCUUCAGAGGAUCAACUCCUUCGGAGGAGGCUACCUCGAGUGAUUAGUGCUGAUAAUCUGCUUCGGCCAUAUGAUGAGUACAAAGCACAAGGGCAGGUAAUAUUGCAAUUAGCAGAAUCUGGAUCAUUCUUUGGCCAGGUUGACCUUUUCAAAGUGCGAGCAAAGUUUGCCUUGACAGAUGCUUAUGAAGACCACUUCAUGCUCCCUAAAGGAAGAAUUAUUGUUAUUACACAUCGGAGAGUUUUACUAUUGCAACAAACUUCAAACCUUAUUGCGCAGAAGAAGUUUAAUCCUGCAAGAGACCCAUGUUCAGUAUUGUGGGAUGUCCUGUGGGAUGAUUUGGUGACAAUGGAAUUGUCUCCUGGAAAGAAAGAUGUUAUAAAUGGUCCACCCUCACGGCUGAUUAUAUAUCUGCAAAGUCGAUCAUUAGAGGGAAAGGACCAAUUUCGCAUUGUAAAAUGCCAGCGAGAUUCUAAUCAAGCGUUUCAGGUUUAUUCAUCAAUUGAGCUGGCAAGGACUACUUAUGGGCCAAGUGAUUCAAAGGCAAUGCUUAAAAGGAAAGUGACAAAACCAUAUUCACCAGUUGCUGAUGCAGCCAGCACUGAAGCAAUUUCUAAAGAUGGUGCUGGCGCCUGGUCACCUCAGCUGAUGCCGAUUUCGUCUUUUGGAAGCAGCGAGCAUUGAAGCAGAAAGUAGUUGCUUUAGUUACAUGUGGUUUUGCUAGGGUGGGUGCGAUUCACAAAUCGAAAAGUAUUUUGGUGAGAUACAUACAAAUCCUUCUUGUAUGUGUGGAAGAGUUGUGUUGUAAACUUGUAAUCGAAAUUUUUUAUGUAUAGCUUAUCUGAUCAUUCCUUCCCUUUAAUGGGCCUACAAAUGCUAGCUUAGUUCAAUGUGUUAAUUGACGGCAUUGUACACUAGUUUCCCAGUGUAAUACAUAAACCUCAGGUUUUGUUACAUGGCUUUAAUUAACGAAGAGCCAACUUGUAUAAGAAAUUUUGUUUCAUGGUCAAAUUAUUGUGGAUCUUUUAUGAUGUGGU